AUGAAGAUGCAAGCCGAGGUGAUCCGCGAGGGCGAGCUGGAGAAGCGGAGCGACAGCCUUUUCCAGCUGUGGAAGAAGAAGCUGGUGGUGCUAACCAAGGACAGCCUCAGCCUCUUCCCCGACGGGCACAAGCGGGCCAAGGGCAAGGAGCUGGGCUUCGGCUCCAUCCUCAAGGUGGACUGCGUGGAGCGCACGGGCAAGUACAUCUACUUCACCAUCGUCACCAAGGACCGCAAGGAGAUUGACUUUCGGUGCCCGGACCAGAGCUGCUGGAACGCCUCCAUCACCAUGGCCCUCAUCGACUUCCAGAACAAAGCAUACCACUGGAUGAGAAACCAGAUCAAGUGUCUUGGACUGAAAUGGGACAGGGUACCAAUGAAGGAAAGCGAAGAAGAGAGCUGGAAGCAGCUUGGUUUUCUCCAAGCCCGUUGA
Egretta garzetta (little egret) is the source of this 432-nucleotide messenger RNA. It is a transcript of the gene PHLDA2, whose product is annotated as pleckstrin homology like domain family A member 2. Bases 1 to 432 code for a protein of 143 amino acids. The transcript has 2 exons. The record is from RefSeq and is a predicted model, not a curated record. NCBI's taxonomy places the organism in Eukaryota, Metazoa, Chordata, Aves, Pelecaniformes, Ardeidae. Gene Ontology annotation, molecular function: phosphatidylinositol phosphate binding. Gene Ontology annotation, biological process: positive regulation of apoptotic process.